Messenger RNA from Trypanosoma brucei brucei TREU927, 870 nucleotides. Its product is annotated as mitochondrial carrier protein, putative. Gene Ontology annotation, cellular component: mitochondrial membrane. Gene Ontology annotation, molecular function: ferrous iron transmembrane transporter activity. The transcript has a single exon. Gene Ontology annotation, biological process: iron import into the mitochondrion. Bases 1 to 870 code for a protein of 289 amino acids. NCBI's taxonomy places the organism in Eukaryota, Euglenozoa, Kinetoplastea, Trypanosomatida, Trypanosomatidae. The record is from RefSeq and is a predicted model, not a curated record.
AUGGUUUCCGAGGGCACUUCCGCUGCAGGUCGCCUGGAGGGCGAGUCGCCGCUUGCGCUGCGCGUCGAUACUGGCGAAAUUGUCGCGGGAUGCCUCGCCGGUUUUGUGGAACAUUUCUUUAUGUUCCCGUUUGACACUUUGAAGACACGGGUUCAGAGUGGGGACUCGACGAAUGUCAUAUUAGCGGCAAAGCGUAUUUCGCGGAAUGAGCGACUUGCACAUCUUUACCGCGGAUUCGCGCCCAUCAUCGUUUCUGCCGUUCCAGCGCAUGGUGCAUAUUACAGCACAUAUGAGGCUGCGAAGCGUGUCUUUGGUGAGGAUUCCACAGUGUCUAUAACGGUCUCUGCCAGUUGUGCGGUCGCUGCUCAUGACACCAUUUCCACCCCAUUUGAUGUUAUCAAGCAGCGGAUGCAGAUGGACGGGAGCCGGAAGUUUGCUUCAUCGCUUCAGUGUGGUCAAUGUGCAGUUGCGGAAGGGGGCGUGCGGUGCCUUCUCCUCUCUUUGCCCACCACUAUUUUAAUGAACAUUCCACAUUUCUCAGCCUACUGGUUAGUUUAUGAGGGGUUUCUUGCAUACUUGGGUGGUGAGCGGCGCAAUAGGGAAACGGAAGUUGCGGGAGAUUACAUAACCGGGGGCCUCCUGGCAGGCACUGUGGCUUCUAUUGUCUCGUCACCGUUAGACGUUGUAAAGACUCAGCUGCAACUCGGUCUUAGAAAGAAUAUCCCCGAUGCGGUGCGCUAUGUCUUAGUCAAUCGUGGCACCAAAGGUUUCUUUGCCGGGGUUACGGCGAGAGUUAUGUGUACCGCUCCUGCUGGUGCCCUGUCAAUGAUCACAUAUGAAACGGCCAAGAAGUUCAUGGAGGAACGGUAA